AUGACAACACACUCAGAGCCCUCAUCUCAGUCAAGCUCGAGUGCUCAGUCAUCGCCCAUCUUGAAGAAAGAAGGACGAACUCAAUUAUUUGAGUUUAGCGUGAGUUUAGACGAUUCAACAAUUACAAAAGAUGUCAAUAUGGCACCUACAAAGCGUGAAACAGAUUCAAUGCCAUUAGGUCAUGUGAAACUUGAUCCUAUUGCGUUACCACCUCUUCUAAAAAAGAAGAGACAAGAACCGUUAGUAUUUCGACCAUUUUCUUCAUUUUCUGCACUCGAAUUAACCGUGAAAUCACUCAAUCUAUACCUUUCCAAUACAAUGACGGAAAGAAAAUAA
Molecule: messenger RNA, 336 nt
Organism: Trichomonas vaginalis G3
Lineage: Eukaryota; Parabasalia; Trichomonadida; Trichomonadidae
Exons: 1
Coding region: 1-336 (111 amino acids)
Source: RefSeq, a predicted model, not a curated record